GGUUGUUCCCCGUCCUCGCAGCACCGCAGCACCCGUGGGGUCUCACCCCUCGGGCACCGCCGCCGGGGCGGGACGGACCGGGGCCGCUCCCGGGAGGGCCGCUCCCGGCGCCGGGGAGCGAAGCCGAGCCAUUCCGAUUAACCUGGAAUCGCUACCGGGACUGGGCUGUGCCCCAGGCAGCGCAGGGGCGGCUCCGCUGCCCGGGGUGGGCUCUGCUCGGCGUCAGGGGGCUUGUUUGUGCUGCCGUGGAGCCCUCAGAGAGAGCCGUCACUGCCACACGGUUCGAGGAGGAGACAAAAAUUAAUUAAAAAAAUUAACUGAGCCAGGAUUCCACGCGUUUCGAGACGCUCCAUUUAGAGACCACAGCCCGAGGAUCUGGUGCCCUGGCCGGCUCGCUGUUGACAUCUUGUAAGGGAUAACAAGUCGCUUAGCUUACUCCAAGACAAAUAUUUCUUGUGUUAAAACCAGCAAGAAAUUGCCUGUUGGUACUGGGGAGAGCCUCAGGAGUUCCCAGCCUCUCCUUGCUUCUCAAAUAAAUGAGAAUUUCAGAUGUCUCAGCUCCUCUAACUCUUGAUAUUGCCUGCCUCGGUUUCCUUCCUGCUUUGAUAGGUUCCACCUUCCCUUCUCCACUCAAGCCAUUUGCUUGACGGAUGCUGGGAGGUAUCAGUUAAUCAGAUUCUUAUCCAUAAGAGUAGGUACUAUCCAAGAGGAAGUAGUUCACAAACUUAGUAGGGCCUCCUAGUUCAUAUGAUCCGGAUGUUUCAGUUAGUUAGGGCACAGUGCUAAUAAUGCCAAGGGUGUGGGUUUGACCCCCUUAGGGGCCAUUCACUUAAAAGUCGGACUCGGUGAUCCUUGUAGGUCCUUUCCAACUCGGAAUAUUCUGUGAUCUGUGUUACCUCCUUUGCCUAAGCCAUUCCUACAUAUACUGCAGUUGAAAGAGUUAAAAACCUCAGAGAUACCUGGCUUUCUGUGCCUGUUGCAAAGGCUUCUGGAAGCGCAGUCAAGAAACAAAUCACACGUGUGACUAUAGAAAAGUACCACAGCAGGUAAAAUAACUCAUCAAAUGUUAAACUAAAACCACAACAACAACAGGCCUGUCACAUGUGGCUUUGGUUGCUUGUAAUGUAGGUGACGCUUCAAAAGGCUCAGACACCUUCUGUAAGCAGCUGGGUCUGAGAUUUUUGAGUCAGUUUAUGCUGAUUCCCCUAUAAUCUCUGUGUCUGUGUUGUGACAUGGCAAGAUUGUGCCUGGGGUUUCUGUGCACUAUACUCGUGACCUCGUUUGUUUUAUAAAUUGUUAGCAGCAUGUCAGUAGCCUGGCAUCCAGUUUUCUAGUUGGCCAUUUGUUUGUAAAAGCAAAUUUAAUCAGUGUGGUCACACAAAGACACACAGUCGUUGUGUAAUGACUGCCAGUAAUUUGGUACAGGGCAGUACAGUACCACAUUAGCCAGUGCCUUGGUUCUUCCCCAGCAGGUUUCAAGGAUCAGAUUUCAUAAUAAUAAUUUCCUGCAUCAGUAGUUGUAGCGUUUUGAGUUGUGAAGCCUUUUGUCUUGUAUUACCGCUGCCCCCUCUUGAUUUCAAACAGAUUUCGAAGAGCCUUACAGCUCUGGAACAAAAGGAACAUGAUAUUGCUUUGUGGUUUGAGCUGUUUGACUUGUGAGUGUAUAACAUGAGGCUGCAGCCUCAGUGAAUUUCAGCUCUAGGUGAGAGAAUAUGAUGAUGGUUGGCAACUAAGGCAGAGAGUUCUGGGAAGAAGGGGGUGGUGAGUGUCUGGGAAACAGUUUGGCUGCACCUCUGGAAUGCUCUGCUGCUUACCAUGCCUUAAUUUACAUGCCCAGGAUAAAGGGCAGCUGGCAAAUGACUUAGAAAUAAUGUUGCUCUCUGUUAAUACUUCCCAGGAAUGGCUGAACUAAACACUGCCGUGGAGACCAUUAGACUAUUGCUAUUUUUAAUCAGGUCCAUCAGAGAAGACAAUAGUGCCUCCCCUUGGAAGGUGGACAGAACUGCAUUUUAGGACUUAACUUCUGAUGGGCUGGAUUUUGUCUUGGCAGGAGUUUUUGAAGAUUCAUGCAGUGAGAGAAAAAACAGCCAAUGGCUUCAGAAUCCAUGGUCCCUGAGCAGGCAAAACAACAUCUGAUAAAGGGAAAAAGGCGGCAGCAACAGCAGCAAACUAGGCCUUCCAACAGUGAUGGUGAAGAUGACGUCUUUGUAUUUGAGGCAAAUGAGGCUUGGAAGGAUUUUCACAGCUCUCUUCUUCACUUCUUUGAAGCUGGAGAGCUCUGCGACGUUACACUGAAGGUCGGUUCAAAGCUUAUCUCCUGCCACAAGCUGGUUCUAGCUUGUGUCAUCCCUUACUUCAGAGCCAUGUUUCUUUCAGAAAUGGCUGAGGCCAAGCAGAAGUUGAUCGAGAUCAGGGACUUCGACGGCGACGCGAUAGAAGACCUGGUGAAGUUCGCGUACUCCUCGCGGCUCACGCUGACGGUGGACAACGUCCAGCCCCUCUUGUACGCUGCCUGCAUUCUGCAGGUGGAACUGGUGGCAAAGGCCUGCUGUGAAUACAUGAAGCUGCACUUCCACCCCUCCAACUGCCUGGCAGUCAGGGCGUUUGCCGAGAGCCACAACCGCAUUGACUUGAUGGACAUGGCCGAUCAGUUCGCUUGUGAGCAUUUCGCGGAGGUCAUGGAGUGCGAGGACUUCGUGAGCGUGUCACCACAGCACCUCCAUAAACUGCUGUCCUCCAGUGACCUAAAUAUUGAAAAUGAAAAGCAAGUUUACAAUGCUGCUAUCAAGUGGCUGCUGGCCAAUCCACAGCAUCACGCCAUGUGGCUGGAUGAAAUACUUGCACAGGUACGGCUGCCUCUCUUGCCCAUUUGUUUCCUUAUGGGCGUUGUGGCAAAGGAAGAGAUUGUCAAGCAGAAUCUAAAAUGUAGGGAUUUGCUGGAUGAAGCAAGAAACUACCACCUUCACCUGAGCAGCAGGGCAGUGCCUGACUUUGAGUACUCCAUUCGCACAACACCAAGGAAGCAGACUGCUGGUGUGCUGUUCUGUGUCGGGGGCAGAGGUGGAUCAGGCGACCCCUUUCGCAGCAUUGAGUGUUACUCUAUCAGUAAGAACAACUGGUUCUUCGGCCCUGAAAUGAACAGCAGGAGGAGGCACGUGGGUGUGAUCUCUGUGGGAGGUAAAGUCUACGCGGUAGGUGGACAUGAUGGAAAUGAACACUUAGGAAGCAUGGAAGUAUUUGAUCCUCUCACAAACAAGUGGAUGAUGAAGGCAUCGAUGAACACAAAGAGGAGAGGAAUCGCCCUGGCCUCCCUUGGCGGCCCCAUUUACGCAAUAGGAGGUUUGGAUGACAACACCUGCUUCAGCGACGUGGAACGGUACGACAUCGACUCCGAUCGGUGGAGCACAGUCGCCCCCAUGAACACUCCCCGGGGAGGAGUCGGCUCCGUGGCCCUGGUGAACCACGUUUAUGCUGUGGGGGGCAAUGACGGUGUAGCAUCUCUUUCCAGUGUGGAGAAAUAUGAUCCCCAUUUGGAUAAGUGGAUAGAAGUGAAAGAGAUGGGUCAGCGAAGAGCUGGGAAUGGUGUCAGCGAGCUCCAUGGCUGCUUGUAUGUUGUCGGUGGCUUUGACGACAACUCCCCGCUGAGCUCGGUGGAGCGGUUUGACCCACGCAGUAACAAAUGGGAAUAUGUGGCAGAGCUCACAACUCCAAGGGGUGGUGUUGGCAUCGCGACACUGAUGGGAAAGAUUUUUGCAGUUGGAGGUCAUAAUGGCAACGUGUACCUGAAUACAGUGGAAGCAUUUGAUCCUGUAGUGAAUAGGUGGGAGCUCGUGGGCUCGGUGUCACACUGCCGGGCAGGGGCAGGCGUGGCCGUGUGCUCCUGUCUCAGCAGCCAGAUCCGGGAUGUGGGACAAGGAUCCAGCAACGUUGUUGACUGCAUGUGAGCUCUGCCGCCUCCUCCAAAUUCCAAAGGAAUGAUAAUAGAGAAGCACUGCAGAGCUUUUAAACACUGUGUUUUGUAUGGUAGGUUAAGAAAUCAAUCUAGUACAUUUUCUUUGUGAAAAUGGUACCUUCUGCAGCUGUAAAGCUUUUGGUGACUUUUUAUCAAUAGUGAUACAGAAAAGCCUGUGAUAACAUGGAAUAAAAGUGUGACUCACGGGGAAGAAACCUGCCAAGAGCUGCAAUCAUCCCCUUUUUGAGAAGCCGUAAUUUCAGAAUCAUUUGAGGCAGCUGUUGCAGGGACUCAUUAUUACAGGAACUGUAAAGCAGGCAUGGGGAGAAGGCAGAAAUUGUUACUGCUGAACUUCACCCAACAGCCCUGCUACAUGUUUCCUGGAGGACUUGAGUGCCAUUUAAUAUAACUUAUUUUCUGGAAUGAAGUCUUAAACAUUUCCUAAUUGUACAAGAGCUUUGUAACACAAGGCAUCUCAAAUUUUAGAAGGUAAUGACAUCCCUGGUGCAAAAUAAAAUAACUGAGGCAGAGAAGUUCACUGCCCGCCUCCCAAGGGACUGCUGGCAGCAGUGGAACUCAGUCUGAACUGUCUUUCAAACUACUUUCUUGAGCUAAUACACGUGUUAGAAAACAGAAAAUAUUCUUGCCCUGAGUUUAGCCACUGCAAUACCAUUUUUAUAUGAAAUGGAAGUGCAUAAUAAAAUUUGCAGUAAAGACCUUUAAAUGCAACUCUAGGAGAUGACACAACCAGUAUCAGUAUCCAGUAGCGACUGGUAAUUCUCAAGGUACUGGCUCUUUUAAGAAAGUAGAUAGAUAGCCUCAAAACAGGUAGAUGAUGAAAAGCUUACAUAAACCAAAGAGAAUCAGAAAAAAAAUAAUUGGGAAUAAACCAGUACUUACGUAAGAAAUUGAAAUAGGAAUUUGACAGUCCUGCAUACAAACACAUCUCGUUAGGCAAUCAGAAACUCUGAAUUCCGAGUAAAGUCCAGCUGGAAAGAUUGCUGAUUCUUGUUCCUGCAUCACCUUGAAAGACCAGCAACUGACAAUCCUUUGUGACCAAAGUUUCACAUUACCAGGUUGUUCCAAGUGACCUGGGAGAGCAGCAAACUUCUCUGCGUUCAGGCCUGGGGAAGAGGCAGGACAGCAUGAGCGUAAGGUGCAGUCGUGUUUUGCUGCUGAAUUACCAUGGUUUAGCUGUCCUGUCCAAAAUGGCUUGCACUUUGGUAGCACCCAGGGACACAGUGAAUGGUACUGUAAAUAAUGAAACAUUGCAAUAAACAUUUGUACUUCAAAGGA
Molecule: messenger RNA, 5248 nt
Organism: Pipra filicauda (Wire-tailed manakin)
Lineage: Eukaryota; Metazoa; Chordata; Aves; Passeriformes; Pipridae
Gene: KLHL8
Product: kelch like family member 8
Exons: 10
Coding region: 2091-3944 (617 amino acids)
Molecular function (GO): protein binding
Source: RefSeq, a predicted model, not a curated record